Pantherophis guttatus is the source of this 3126-nucleotide messenger RNA. It is a transcript of the gene CPNE7, whose product is annotated as copine 7. Gene Ontology annotation, biological process: cellular response to calcium ion. NCBI's taxonomy places the organism in Eukaryota, Metazoa, Chordata, Lepidosauria, Squamata, Colubridae. Gene Ontology annotation, cellular component: plasma membrane. The record is from RefSeq and is a predicted model, not a curated record. Gene Ontology annotation, molecular function: calcium-dependent phospholipid binding.
UGGAAGCCAGAAGAUCGAGGGGUCCCCACCCACAGACCCAAUUUGUAGAGAAGCCAGGCACAGUUGCACCCAGGUGUCAGCAGCAACGGAGCUGAGUGGGAGCAACAUCAGGGAAAGGAAGAAGAAGAAGAAGAAGAAGCACCGCUCUUUCAUUGGCUCUGAGAAAACCUCUUCAUUAGCCUCAUUUGGCAACGCCCCAGCAGGCACCAGCACAGACCGAGGAAGCGGGCAUUUGGCACUUGGGAAUGCUCUGAGCCGCCAGCCACUGAGCAUCAUCAGGCUCCGCUGCUGCCAGCCCCACCGCUCGCUCACUCAGUGGACUCGGGCCGGGCCUCAGUCGCCUGCCGUGCAGCCAGCUCUCCCCAGGCUCCAGCCCCGCUCCCAGCCAGAAUGAACGAAAUCCUAGACCCGGCGUCCCAGGCCAACCUGGGGGUGGUCUCGGCCACCUGCGUCUCCAAGGUGGAGCUCCGCGUCUGCUGCAAGCACCUCCUUGACCGGGACACCCUCAACAAGUCGGACCCCUGCGUCGUCCUCCUCAUGCAGUCCCAAGGACAGUGGGUCGAGGUGGACCGGUCCGAGGUCAUCAGAAGCAACCUGAACCCCGUUUUCGCCAAGGUGUUCAUGGUGGACUAUUACUUUGAGGAGGUGCAGAAGCUGCGCUUCGAAGUCUACGACAUCCACGGGCACGGCGGCGUGGGCACCCACGAUGACGACUUCCUGGGAGGCAUGGAGUGCACGGUGGGACAGAUCGUGGCUCAAAAGCGGGUGAGCAAGCCGCUCUUUCUCAAGUACGGGAAACCCGCCGGCAAGUCCACCGUCACAGUGACCUCGGAAGAGAUUUCUGGAGACAACGGCUUUGUGGAGCUCUUCUUUCGGGCAAAGAAGCUGGAUGACAAGGAUCUUUUCAGUAAAUCAGAUCCCUUUCUGGAGAUCUACCGGAUCAAUGAUGAUGGAAGUGAGCAGCUGGUACACCGGACUGAGUUUGUCAAGAACAACCUGAGCCCCAUUUGGGAGCCCUUCAAAGUGUCCCUGAACUCCCUCUGCAGCUGUGAAGAGAAGCGGAAGCUGAGGUGUGUCAUCUUCGACUAUGACUCCCGAGGGAAGCACGACUUCAUCGGGGAGUUUUACACCACUUUCGAGGAGAUGCAGAAAGCCACAGGCGGCAACAAGAUCCAGUGGGACUGCAUGAAUCCCAAGUACAAACUGAAGAAGCGGAACUACCGAAAUUCGGGUGUGGUCAUUCUCCUGGACCUGAAGAUCCACAGGGUUUACUCCUUCCUGGACUACAUCAUGGGCGGCUGCCAGAUCCACUUCACGGUGGCCAUUGACUUCACAGCCUCCAAUGGGGACCCCCGAAACAGCUGCUCCCUGCACUACAUCAACCCUUACCAACCCAACGAAUACCUGAAGGCCCUGGUGGCCGUGGGGGAGAUUUGCCAAGACUACGACAGUGACAAGAAAUUCUCUGCCUUGGGCUUUGGAGCAAGGAUCCCCCCCAACUAUGAAGUCUCCCAUGAUUUUGCCAUUAACUUCAGUACCGAGGAUGAUGAGUGUGAAGGCAUCCAGGGGGUGGUGGAGUCUUACCAGAGUUGCUUGCCCAAGAUCCAGCUCUACGGCCCAACCAACGUGGCACCCAUCAUCUCCAAAGUGGCCAAAGUAGCUGCAAAUGAAGAAAAGACCCAGGAAGCUUCGCAAUACUUCAUCCUGCUGAUCCUAACCGACGGGGUGGUGACCGACAUGGCGGACACGCGGGAAGCCAUCGUCCGGGCCUCCUAUUUGCCCAUGUCCAUCAUCAUUGUGGGGGUGGGCAACGCCGAUUUUACCGACAUGCAGAUCUUGGACGGGGACGAUGGGAUCCUUCGCUCCCCCAGAGGCGAGCCUGUCAUGCGGGACAUCGUGCAGUUCGUCCCCUUCCGAGAGUUCAAGAAUGCUUCGCCCACCGCCCUGGCCAAGUGUGUGCUGGCAGAGGUGCCCAAGCAGGUGGUGGAAUAUUACAGCUCCAAGGCCUUACCCCCCCGUGGCCCCAAAGGGAGCACCCCUGGCUCUGCUUUGAACUCACCGCAGUGAACCCGCAGUGACCCCACCCGUCCACCUGCGUCCGUCUCCCCUCCUUGUGCUCGUCCUCCAGAAAGCAAGACCCACCGAGAGCUUCUCUUUCCACUGCGCAGAGCAGGACGUCUCCUGCGCCCCCCUGGCUGUUUGAGCACCAGGACAGCGAAGUUAUGCAAGAGGCCAGCAAGUCCAGGAAAGGCCCUGAGAUGAGGGAGGGCAGAUGGGGAUAGAGAGGGGGCAGUAGGACAGCAGGCACUCCAAGCUGGGCAAUGCCAAAGGGGCAGCAGGAUUGCAAAGGAAAGAGAGAGGAAGGUACAGAGGAAGAAGCAGGCCGAGAGGGGAAGUGGGUGCCCUUUGCCCCUCAUCACUGUCGCUCAGAUACAUCCACACGGGCCAAGAAAGCUCCUCUUCGCCCUUCCUUUGGUGUCUCCCAGGCAGGGAAAUAAACCUCUGUAUAUUUAACAGCACACACGCCCCUUGAAACUGCUCAAGGGAACAGCAGCGCCCCUUCUCUUUGCAAUGGGGCACCCUGGAAACAAAGGAGUAAAUAAAGCAGGGGCAUUCUGGGCAGGGGGGCAGAAAACAGAGGCACCCCAAGGAGCUGAACUUCACAGAGUGGGUUGGGAAGGCCCUCAGGAUGGGCCCUGAGCCUGCCUUCCGCAGAGGAGCCCAGGACCAUCCCUGGAGGGUUCCAACUCUUGGAGCCACAGCACCGGCAGCUGUUCCCACACCAGCCCCUUGGCAAGGUGGAGUGCGGCAGAGAGACCCUUGCCACCACUGGGUUGUCUUGGCCCCCUCCCCUCUGUGUGCAGAGAGGGCUCCGAUGGUGAUGAGGCCGCCUCUUGGCGUGGCACAGGGGCACAGCCAGGUCAAAGUUCCCGGUCCGUGUUGCGAAGGCACUUUGGUCCAUUUCACAGCCGCCUCCUGUGCAUGAAGCGGUUCGGGUCUGGGGGCCCUUUUCCCCCUGUGUGUUCCGUGGUUGUCUUUUGCUGUGAUGUGUCAUUUGCUGAUGGUUGCAUGAGAAAUCCUAAAUGUAUCCAGGAAGACGGCCAAAUAAAAAGAGAUUAAAAAAGA